Cynara cardunculus var. scolymus (artichoke) is the source of this 1323-nucleotide messenger RNA. RefSeq names its product UPF0496 protein At4g34320-like. NCBI's taxonomy places the organism in Eukaryota, Viridiplantae, Streptophyta, Magnoliopsida, Asterales, Asteraceae. The record is from RefSeq and is a predicted model, not a curated record. The transcript has a single exon. The coding region runs from base 23 to 1174 and encodes 383 amino acids.
UAAACCCCCCAUCGGAAAACCGAUGGGUUGUGUAUUUAGUACAGAUUCCGGCAACAAUGGAGUACACCCACCGGCAGGUUCGUCGUCUUCUUCCGGCACUCACUCGACAUCAAAAUUGAUGCUCAGCCCAGAUCUAAACUCUUACCAAGAAGCUUGCCGAUCGGAUCCGGAUCUCCAAUCUUUCGAUUCGACUCUACAAGAUCGAACCACUCGGGUCAUUAAUUCUCUCGCCGCCGGCGUCGAGGUUCGUUCCCUUUCCCUUGACUCCCUCCGUGAAGUCACCGGAAGUCUGCUCGAUAUGAAUCAAGAAGUAGUCAAAGUUAUACUCGAAUGCAAAAAGGACAUUUGGAAAAACGACGAAUUGUUUUCGUUAGUUGAAGAUUUCUUCGAUCUCAGCAUCUUAACGCUUGAUUUCUGCAUUUCCCUCGAGAAUUGCUUGAAAAACGCUCGUCAUAGCUCAUCAUUUCUUAAGAUUGCGAUCAAUCAAUUCGAUGGAGAUAACGAUUACUUGAAAACCCUUGAACAAUUCAAACGAUUCGAAGCUUUAGAAGCUCCAUUCUCAGAGGAAUUUUUCGAGAACUUUCAAUCUGUUUACAAACAACAGCUUUCAAUGUUGAAGAAAUUGCAAAAACAGAAGGGUAAAGUAGCGAAGAAAUUGAAAUCAACAAAGACUUGGAGGAAAUUGACGAACGUCAUAUUCGUCAUUACUUUCAGUACCGUUUUGAUUUGUUCAGUGGUGGCUGCCGCCGUGGCUGCUCCGCCUGUAGUGGUGGCAUUGGCGGCGGCAGCGGCGGUGCCGUUAGGAUCCAUGGGGAAGUGGGUUAAUUCGUUAUGGAAGAAAUAUGAAACGGAAUUGAAAGGGCAAAGGGAGCUGAUUAGUUCGAUGCAGAUUGGGAGCUCCAUUGUUAUUAAAGAUUUGGUUAAUAUCAAAGCUUUAGUGGAUAAACUGGGGAUCGAGAUGGAGGGUUUGCUGCAGAAUGCAGAGUUCGCGAUCAAGGAAGAAGAAGAAGAGGCGGUGGCAAUGGCGGUGGAUGAAAUGAGGAAGAAUGUGAAUGAUUUUGGGAAGACGAUUGAUGAUUUGAGUGAUCAUGCGUUUAAAAUUCGAGGGGAUAUAAGUAAAGCAAGAAAGAUGAUUGUGCAGAGGUUAUCGAAGAACCCUAGUGAUUCAUAUUAACUAUAUAUAUAAUAUGUAGCUAUUUUAAAGCUAAUUUGGUUCAGUUUUUCCAUAUUUUGUUGUUAAAAGUCUGUGAAUUCACCAAAGAAAUGUUGUUUCAUUUAUGGACUAUGUUUUUAUGGAUUAAGCUCAUGCACUUGUUUCUUGAA